CGUCAUCAUUACGCGUCUUGUGUCUCAGGUCGCAGCGUGUGAGCAUAACAUGGGGAGAGCGUUAAAUUGACAUUUAACAACUGUAAUGUUUAUAUUCACACAACCUUGACUGCGACGACUUUUAGCGACAGCGUAAACUGCUGUGAGUGGUUAGCUAAAAGUCAAAGUUAGCUCAGCUAACGUUAGCUAUACUCGCGUGGCUGUACUACCUUUCGCUUGUUUUGCUAGCUUCCAGCCCGCUAACAGCAUGGACAACACGCAGCAGAAUUCCAUCGAUCUCCACGGAGAUGAAGAAAUUAUUGAAGUCAUCGACCUAAACGAGAUGGAACCUGGUCCCGACGACUUGGCUGAUGACUUGGAGGAUGUUGACUUUGAAGACGCCGGAAACGGACACGAUGACGAAGGCUGGGAAACCGAGGACGAGAUGGAAGAGGACCAAGACGACAGCGAGCUCACCUUCUCCAAACACACAGGCUCAGUGUUCUGCGUGGGUUUGGAUCCCGUGACAAACAGCAUGGUCGUAACCGGAGGGGAGGACGACAAGGCCUACGUUUGGAGGCUGAGCGACGGAGAAGUUCUGUUGGAGUGCACCGGUCACAAGGACUCUGUGACGUGCGCCGUGUUCAGCCACGACUCCUCCAUGGUGGCCUGCGGCGACAUGAGCGGCUUGAUCAAGGUCUGGAAAGUAGAAACCAAAGAGGAGAUGUGGUCCUUCGAAGUGGGGGAUCUGGAGUGGAUGGAGUGGCAUCCCUGCGCCGCGGUGCUGCUGGCGGGCACGGACGACGGCAACGUGUGGAUGUGGAAGAUCCCCUCAGGAGACUGCAAAACCUUCCAGUGUUCGGCCUCUCAGGCCACCAGCGGCAAGGUGCUCCCCGACGGUAAACGAGCUGUGGUGGGUUAUGACGAUGGAACGGUGCGUAUCUGGGAUUUGAAGCAGGGAAACGCCGCCCACGUCAUUAAAGGUCAGGACGCACACCGGGGGGCGCUGACCUGCCUGGCGUGUAACAAGGACGGCUCUCUGGUGCUGACGGGCUCAGUGGACGGUUUGGCCAAACUCAUCAACACCGCCACCGGCAAGGUGGUCGGAGCGUUCUCUGUGGAUGGAGGCAAAGCCAAAGGCUCCAAAGAUCCGGAAGAAUCCAACUCUGUCGAAUCUGUGGGAUUCUGCAACAUCCUGCCUCUCGUUGCCGUGGCGUACCUGGACGGGACUCUGGCCAUAUACGACCUCGCCACCCAGGUCCUGAGGAACACGUGCGCCCACGAGGCCGGCAUCGUUAGCCUGCAGUGGGAAGAGUCUUCUUCUGUGGUGGCCACGUGCUGCUUAGACGGAGUGCUGCGCCUAUGGGACGCCCGGUCCGGCGGCAUAGUGUCCGAGUACAGCGGCCACACCGCCGAGAUCCUCAACUUCGCCGUCAACCGGGAAGCGUCCCUCGCCGUCACCGCGUCCGGAGACAACCAGGCGAAGGUCUUCUGCCUCCAAAGACCCGAUCGGUAAAGGGAGCGGAGGAGACGUCGCGGACACUUUAAUGACGUCAGACUCUUAGUCCUCUGACACUCUCCUCUGGAUUUUAAAAUGUGUGCUCCCCUGCUUUGGUGGGAUUGUAGCAUCCAAAAGAUAUUUUUUUUUUCCAGAUAAUUGAUGCUCAACUGAAGAAACCGAAGCUGCUUCUCUGAACCUUCUUCUAAUGUUUCUACUUACAGAUAAAACACAGACAGCGAAGUGGAUCCAUUUUGGUUCUGGUUAUAUGUCGUUCCGUGAUGUAUCUCGUCCUGGUUUACUCACUAACAGGAAAUAUGCGUCACUUCGCAGACACAUCAUUCUGAAAUUAGUUUGCCAAGUGUAAAUACAACACAAUAAAUCAUCUACUUUCAUCAGGGGGGGGACUGUGAAAGCUCAUCGGCUAAUGGCUCAUCAAUCACCUGCUGGGAGAAUGAUCUCGUGUGGGUCGGCCUCGAUGACGUGACGCGUACAGAGUAGGGUUGCGAAGGGGUCAGGGGUCAGGGUCUGCGCCUACGGAUGCUAUUUAGUACAAAAACACGACUCCGUUUGAUCCGACGUGAGUAGUACAAAAAAGUCCAAAAUGUGACUUUUAAAAGUGUUUGCAUGCAUGUCUGCUUAUGACAAGGCAAAUACAGUGAAAUUACCCCCGAACUUCCAGUUUAUUCCCAGUAAUUCCUGAAUAUUCCCGAGGAAAGUUUCCAACUUUGAAUGUUCCUGGAGUUUAAGAACCCUAGACGUGAGCACAUUCAGGGGGUCAGGGGGCUGUGGUUUGCUUCAGUUGUAACUGGUACGGGAAGAGGGAGGCGUAGGGAGUCGGUCUGCAGUUUUCCCCCAAAACCACAAGAUGUAAAUCAGCUGCAGGAUAUUCAAAAAGCGGACGCACAUUUAUAGUGACGCACCGUGGUUUAUUGAGGCCUGGACGCGUAACACUCUCUUUUAAAAACACAUUAAGAUUCUAAUCAUUUAAUGGAGAGCUUUAUUCAGCCUGCCACAAAUACUAUCAGGAUACUAAAGCCAUCACUCCUGCUCAGGGCACAUGUGACUUCCUGUUUUCAUCGUGUUGGUUAUGCUCGGUGAGAUGCACUUUGAGGCACAAAAUGCACGCGUUUCUGCGCAAUAACACCUGUUGGCGUGCGUGUGGCGUUCAGGGACCGCCGGAUGGUUUCCUCGUCCGUCACAAGAGCCCCGAAGGACAAAGGCGAGCAGGAUCACCGCCUCUUCUUGGCUAUUCAAUGGAUAAACAGAUGGCGAACAAUGCGCGCGUGGAAAGGCCGGUGCCAAGGCAAACACGUGGGCAGGAGGGGGGGGGGGGGGACCCAUUGAAAUCUCUUUUAUAAAAGCUCACUCGGGAAGUAAAAAGACACCCGGAUAUUAGAUGACUUAUUCCAAACAGCGUUAACGCGGGCCUCGGUUUAUUCAAGCAGCUCAUUUAGAGGCUCACAUCUGCCCCCGAGACAGCCGUCAAUGACUCAAGUCGCGCGCUGGAAGUUUCCACGAAACACGCAGAUUAGAUCGGAGACGCUCCGUCCCGCUCCGGCGUGAUGUUGUGGCUUCGUGUCCAGCCCGUCCUCCCUGCGUAGUGUCUUCUAGACUCUGGAACGUGUUUGUUUGAAGCCCUUAUCGGAGGCUCGUCCAUCUCCCCCCAACAACCCCCCCCC
Molecule: messenger RNA, 3159 nt
Organism: Pungitius pungitius (ninespine stickleback)
Lineage: Eukaryota; Metazoa; Chordata; Actinopteri; Perciformes; Gasterosteidae
Gene: aamp
Product: angio-associated, migratory cell protein
Exons: 11
Coding region: 248-1495 (415 amino acids)
Cellular component (GO): cytosol
Molecular function (GO): protein binding
Source: RefSeq, a predicted model, not a curated record